Molecule: messenger RNA, 2822 nt
Organism: Amaranthus tricolor (Joseph's coat)
Lineage: Eukaryota; Viridiplantae; Streptophyta; Magnoliopsida; Caryophyllales; Amaranthaceae
Product: mechanosensitive ion channel protein 10-like
Exons: 5
Coding region: 25-2619 (864 amino acids)
Biological process (GO): monoatomic anion transport; detection of mechanical stimulus
Cellular component (GO): plasma membrane
Molecular function (GO): mechanosensitive monoatomic ion channel activity
Source: RefSeq, a predicted model, not a curated record
AGACGAUAUUAUAUCAUCUCAACAAUGGAACACGAGGGUUCAGCUUUUCUUUUUGGAAUGCCAUCUUCUUCUUCACCCAUACCACCAACAACUGUAGCUCAACCACAAAAUUCUCAUUCUAUAGAAAUGAGUGAAAUACCAUUAGAUCAAAACCACCCAACAAAAAUAUUCCCCAAUGUCCAAUAUUUCAUUGUUAUUAUCAUUCUUAUAAAUACUUUUGUUCUUAUUAUUUCAUUUUUAAUACCAUGUAUUUCACCAUUAAUUAUUGUUACUAAUGGCAUCAAUCUCGUAGUGUUUCCUAAUAUACUCGCAUUAUCUUUGUACGUUUGUUUAGAAAUAUUUAGUGAACGUUACAAAGGUAAGUGUGUCCGACUAAAAUGGCUAGUCAUCAUAAUGAUUGCACCCUUAAUGGUUUUGCUAGGAAUAUGUAUUUUUCCUGCAACAUUAUUAUUAUUCUCAUGCCUAUUGGUAUUAUUUCUAGUCGCUCGUUUACUUCAAUUCAUUAGACACGGCGAGGCGUACGAUAAUAUAACAUUACUUAAGUUUUGCAUCCGUACUUGGAUGUGCAUUCUUUAUCUCUACUCCAUCGCACCCACUAUUGCGGUUAUUCUAGCCGUCUGGAACGCUCCUAGCUUAAAGAAUACGCUUGUUUUUGGCAUCAUGCACUUAGAUUGGCAGGUGAUAACUUGGAAAAUUACUAGCAUGCUUACAUUUGGCAUUACGUUCUCAACCUGUGCCUUCUUCUAUAUACCAAGAAUCCAAUUCGAUCCUGUAGGAAGUUGGAUUAAUGUUCCGGAAGCAGUGCUUGAGAUAGCCGACUGUGUGAACGCUAUCGCGUGCCUUUAUCAAGUGCUUCCAUACAUUCCUGAUACUUUUAAGAAUCUGAAAAUGUAUGGCCUUCAAAUUUCGACAUGGGUUACCAUAUUGGUUAUCAUUGUCAUCAUUAACAACGCAAUUGGAUUAAUUAUACAUGUGUUAGUCUGUUUCUUUAAGAAAAAAUUUCAUGAUAAGAAAAGUAAUAACAAUAAUGCUAAGCCGGAAAAUUAUUCUAUACUAGAAAAUUUCUUGCGCAAGAAAUAUCUAAUGUACUGGGCCAAUGGACUUAAACACUACGCCACUUUUUUAUUAAGUUCGUUAUUGUUUCUGCUUGUUUGGGUGUUGUAUCUCGGGCACGAACUAAACGGAACACCAAAGCCUAAACAUUUUUGGGUAUUUGGAACUCGAACUUGUCUUAGUUUUACAACGUGUGCGAUUUUGUGGUUCAUAAAAAGGUGUAUUUUACUGUCGUGGGAGGCUGAGUCGAUCUAUGAUCGAUUAGAAUCGAAAAUCUUACAAGGAGGGAGGCAUUUGUACUUCCUUGGCAUCUUGGGUCGUCACAAGUACGACAUGUUCAAACUUCUAUAUGAUAGUGAUAUCCCAGAAAGAAAUCACGACAUGAGUUUUUGGAACAAUUUAUCUAAUUAUAUGAAAUACAUGAUUUCGUUGAGUUUGGGAGUUAAUAUGAAUCUGAAUUACGCAAGCUUGAAACAUGACACUGCGGAUGAAUGGAUUAGUGGCAAGUAUUUGUCGAAAGUAAAGAUGAAAAACGCCAAGGAAUACUUGCUAGAUGAUGGAAUUCCUACAACUUUUGGCAUUCAACAAGCAGCUUCUUACUUUUUGAUGGCUCAUAACAAAUUGUUGGAGGAUAAGUAUGCUGAUGUGCUACUUGAAGUGCUCGAGAGUUAUAACCAAGAUGAUAGUCAUGGGAGGGGCAGGAUUACUGAAAAAAUAUUGAAGCAAAUUAUUGGAGAGGACAACUGGAGAGAUUUUCAGCUACUACUCGAUGGAAAUACUCUGGAUUCUUCUGAGGCAAUAUCUUUACAAACAAAAUUUAAAGCAUGGAUGGACAUGGCACACAAAAACUGCUUAUUCCUUGCAAAUACAUUAAAGAGUUCCAGAGAGGUAGUGGACUGUUUGAACAAGAUUAUCAGCGUGUUUAUAAUAUUUACAUCCUUCUUAAUGUGGCUGCUUCUGACUGGACUGGCUACUACAAAAGUACUUGUCCUCAUUGCUACACCAAUAUUAGGGCUAUCAUUCAUAUUUCAAGACACUUGCAAAACUUUGUUUGAAGGUGUCAUGUUCGCUUAUGUUGUUAAUCCUUUCAAUGUCGGAGAUUUAUGCAUACUCGAUGGUACAAUGAUGGAGGUCAAAGCGGUUGGAGUUUGGAGAACAUUGUUUGAUAAAGUGGCUACACAAGAAGAAGUUAUAUACACGAAUUCGGAGUUAAUCACCAAAUCUAUCAUCAACCAUAGGACAGAAUUUGAUUGGAACGAUAAUCUCGAGCUAGACCUUGGUUCUCUCGAUAAGGAAAAAAUCAACCAUGUUAAACAACAACUUGAAAAAUAUAUUGGUGACAAUGAAGAUAAAUUCAUACUCGGUAUUACUUGUAUUGAGGUGUUGACAUGCGGAGAAAAAAUGAGCAUGAAGUUGGUCAUUAAUUUCAAACACAGAGUGAAUGUUCGAAUAAACAGCUACUUUGAAUGCCUCAAGAAAAAGCGUAGCCUACGAUCCGAGUUCGUUUUACAUGCAGAAGACAUUGUCAAUCAAAAGAAAAAUGAAGGAUCAUCAAAUUCCGAUUAAACUUGUUUAUAAGUUCCAAUGGCAAUGCAAGAUGCAGGUUACAAACAUUGCUGGACAAUAUCAGAAGAAAGCUUGAUUUGGCUUGUAGUGAUUUUUGAUUUGGUGGCUUUAAGAAUUAUAUGUAAAUAAUGUGGGAUCAUUUCAUGUUUUUAGAGUUGUUGUUCUUAAAACAUUAUUAUUAUUAUUGCAUAGAAAUUGUCCAA